Molecule: messenger RNA, 2844 nt
Organism: Amphiprion ocellaris (clown anemonefish)
Lineage: Eukaryota; Metazoa; Chordata; Actinopteri; Pomacentridae
Product: zinc-binding protein A33-like
Exons: 1
Coding region: 179-1588 (469 amino acids)
Molecular function (GO): protein binding; zinc ion binding
Source: RefSeq, a predicted model, not a curated record
GAUGACGCAGAAAGCAGGUUAUGAAUAUCCCUGACAAACCUGACUAUGCUAAAGCUAGGAUGCCAUUAAAGGGUGUGAUUCCUGUAACUAAACAACACUUUCUUGGAGGAAUGUAUGAGGCAAGCUGAAGGGAAAAUAUAUUUGGUGAGUCUUUCAUUUAAGAACAAUUUGAAAACAAAUGGCUGAGAGAGCUAUUCUACAAAACUUUGUGAGCUGCCACGUCUGCUCAGAGACUUUCAGAGAUCCUGUGUCUCUGAGCUGCAACCACAGCUUCUGUUCAAGCUGUCUGAAAACAUUCUGGGAACAAUCUAAAAACAAAAACUGUCCAAUCUGUAAAAGAAAAUCCUCAAAAACAGAUCUGGCUGUGAACUUUGCACUGAAGGAACUGGCUGACUCCUUUGCUGGGAGACAGAAAGCCGGAUCAUCUGAGAUUAAAGUGGAGGUGGUGUGUAGCAAACACCAGGAAGAGACUAAAUUGUUCUGUGAGGACGAGCAGAGACUUGUGUGUCCUGUCUGUGAGUUUUCUCUCCACCAGAGUCACAAAGUGGUUCCUAUAGAAGAGGCAGUCAGUCACCUGAAGGACCAGCUGAAAUCUGACCUAAAGUCUCUGCAGGACAAGAGGGACAAAUGCAAACAAGUGGAGGAAACAUACAACAAAGUGAUUCAACACUCCAAGAAGCAGCUGUUGUCCACAGAGAGGCAGAUCAGAGCGGAGUUGAACAAGCUUUACCAGUUCCUGAAAGAGGAAGAGGAGUCCAGACUGGCAGCUCUGAGGGAGGAAGAGGAGCAGAAGGGGAAGACUAUCGACAGAGAGGUGAAGAGGAUUCAGGAGCAGAUCUCCUCUCUGUCAGACAGCAUCUCUGCUGUUGAAGAAGAGCUGCAGAAACACAAGGUGCCGUCCCUCAUUGGUUAUAAAGACACUCAGACCAGAGCCAGAGCCCAGAGCUCACUGUCAGAUCCACAGCUGCUCUCAGGAACACUGAUAGAUGUGGCCAAACAUCUGGGCAACCUGUCCUUCAGAGUCUGGGAGAAGAUGAAGGAGAAGGUCCACUUCAGUCCUGUCAUUCUGGAUCCAAACACCGCACACCCCCGACUUUGUCUGUCUGAUGAUCUGACCAGUGUGAGAGGCAGAGACACAAAGCAAGAGCUUCCUGACAAUCCAGAGAGAUUCAUUAAAUAUAACAUUGUUCUAGGCUCUGAGGGCUUCAGCUCAGGGAAACACAGCUGGGACGUGGAGGUGGGAGAUCAUUCUGGCUGGCUUCUGGGUGUAACUAAGGAAUCAGUUGAAAGGAAAGGAGAUUGUCCUGCUUUACCAAAAAAUGGAAUCCUGCGCUUAGGUUAUUUUGAGGGAGAAUACACUGAUUGCCUUCGUCAGACUGUUGCAGUGAAGAAGCGUUUUCAGCGGAUCAGAGUCCAGCUGGACUAUAACAGAGGAGAGGUUUCCUUCUACGACCCUGAAGACAUGACUCACAUCUACACUCACAGAGAAACUUUCACUGAGAAACUCUUCCCAUACUUUGAAGUCACAGACUUUAGUGAUGCCAAACCUAUUGACAUCAAAGUCUGUCAAACCGAGAUUUCAUUGUGAUGUUCAGGAAGUUAAUUCAAUGUCCCAACUCUCACCUUCAAAAUAAAGAUCUGUACAAAUUUAAAACUAUCAUCACACUUUAACAGUGGAACGUGUUCUUGAUAGCCACAUUUUAAAUUAUCUUUAAAUCAGAUUUAAUGCCAGUUAAUUAAUUUUCAUCUCUGUGUCUGUGUUCUGAAGUACGUUUUCAGUUUCAUUAAAGUUCAUAUAUAAUGUUUGACAAGGAUAAAAUCUACAUUCUGUAUACAUUUUAGUCAAUGUCUGUUCAGAUUAGAUUAGAAAAGGCAAAAACAGAUAAUCAGAACAGAAAUAAAAUGUCUAUUAAAACUGGUUUAACUGUGAUAAACCUUUAGACAGGUACAAAUUGAGGCUGAUUAUUUAUAUUGUGGAUUAUUAUGGUCCUGAUUAGCAGCAUCUUUAUUCAUCCGCUGUACCAAAUACUUUGUUUCUGGUUGUGUGAAAUACUUUCAGUUUGUAAGAUUGUUUUAACCUACUGGUAUGUUAUUUUAGUCUUUAGGAUUUUUUAUUUACAUUGUAUACUUCAUUUUCAGCAUUUUAGAGGUACAGUGAAUCAAACACUCUUAUAUCUAAUUAUUAUUAAUUGUUGUUAUUUUGUUCCAGUACCGAAUUAAUUGAUUUGUUGUUGAGGGUCACAGAAACUGUUAUAACUGUUUCUAAUUCUGUCUGGCAUAAAUAAUGUGAAUUGGUUUUCAUGUUUUUAUGUUGUAUUUGCUGCAAUGAUAUUAAUACAUAAACAGUUUUAUAACAUGGAAAUUGUUAGGAUCUAGUGAAAACUUAUUACAAAUGGAAACUGAACUGAAGACAAAGGUGUACUGUUCGCGGAGUUAAUGGAGACCAAGCAAAAUACCAUGUAGACAUGGUUGAUUAUUUUGAGUCUUAUAUAAAUUCUGGUGGCAAAUGAAAUCUAUUCUUGAAUUGUUGCCAUUUAACAACCAGCUAAUUACAUAAGAAAAAUCACCAGAAACCGCCAGUAAGACACAAACAACUGAAAGGUGAUGUUUGUGCUUUGUAGAAAUUGACAUUAAUAUAUCAGCAUCAUAAAACCUCUGAGGGAAAAAAACUCAGUCAGAUGGUGUUGGAUAAUUUAGAGCCAGAUUUUUACUUUAACUAAUCUUGAUUAAGACUUUAAAACAUUUUUCUAAUGAUUUUUUCUCAUUUCAUUUCCUAUUUUGUACGUUGUGUAUUGCACAUGUUCUGUAUAUACUUAAAGAAAAAAGAAAAAAUCUCUGAUUUGG